Messenger RNA from Acaulospora morrowiae, 600 nucleotides. The record is from the annotation of a GenBank genome assembly. NCBI's taxonomy places the organism in Eukaryota, Fungi, Glomeromycota, Glomeromycetes, Diversisporales, Acaulosporaceae.
UUGCUAAAGAACAAAUGGAGGAGGCUGAAUGGAUAGUCGAGUUAGAUUUUCAAUCAGUAAGAGAAAUGUUUGAUCCUGUUGUCAACAAGAUUAUCGAAUUAAUCCGAAGGCAACUUGCUUCGACCGAACGUAAAUGUUCGGCAAUGUUCCUAGUGGGUGGGUUUAGUGAAAGUCAAUACGUGCAAUCUCAAGUUCGAAGACAUUUUGCAACACAAGUUCCUAUUAUAGCCGUACCAAGGCAUCCCAUUGCUGCUAUAGUGCGUGGAGCGUUAGAGUAUGGAUUGCAUAUGGAUGUAAUACAAACUCGUGUUUUGAAGUUCUGUUAUGGCGUGGAGGUUAGUGCAAAAUGGGAUAAGACGGACCCACCAGAACGUAGAACUCCUACUGGACGCAUUUUCCGGUUCCACAAGCUGGCGCUGCGUGGAGUUGAAGUCGCUGUGGAUCAAAAAUUUUACUACACUGCAGGUCCAGUGGUACCAAACCAAACUGAUAUGACCUUUAACAUAUUUAUUACUCCUAAUAAUGACGCCAGAUAUUGUGACGAAGAUGGCAUGAAAAUGUUGGGUAAGAUGAAGAUCGAUUUACCUGACCCUCAACGUG